Molecule: messenger RNA, 754 nt
Organism: Oppia nitens
Lineage: Eukaryota; Metazoa; Arthropoda; Arachnida; Sarcoptiformes; Oppiidae
Product: ITG-like peptide
Exons: 4
Coding region: 1-678 (225 amino acids)
Source: RefSeq, a predicted model, not a curated record
AUGAAUACAACAAGUUUUAUUUGGCUAAUCAUAUCGCUAACCAUUAUUAACAAUCAACUUAUACCUGUUAAUACAUAUAAAAGCGAAAACAACAAUAACAGGAAACCCGACGACCAGGAAUUGGAGGCACUGUUGGCCGAGAGUCAGGACAAGUGCACCGGUAGGCGAUGCGUCCAAAGCGACCAGUGCUGUCCCGGCAGUGUCUGUGUCGAUGUUGACGGCAUUGUGGGCACAUGUCUACCGAUAUACGGGGUCAGUGAGGGUGACUCGUGUCAGACGGACGACGAUUGCGAACCGGGUCUCAAUUGUCGGGUAUCGGACGUCAACUAUGCCCAAAACCCGUCGGCUCUCUAUCAGGUUCGCGGCCGACGUGUAUGUCAAUCGGCUGCUGGUGUCGGUGGCGGUGCCGGUGCCGGUAAUGGUGGUCGAGAAAUGAUGAAAAAACAAUACAAUAAUGAAUGCCAGACCAGCUCCGAGUGCGACUCUGGCCGCGGCCUAUGCUGUCAGCUAAUCAAACGCCACCGAAUGGCCCCCCGAAAGCUGUGCUACUAUUUUUCCGACCCCCAGUCGUGUGUCGGUCCCGUAGACAUCACUUACGCCAAACCGAUUGCCAUACAUCACGGCGGACCCGGUAACUCAUCGCCUAAUAAUGUAUUUUUUAAGGCCCGUAUCGGCUAAACAACAGCGACAAAUUGGUGGUCACAUUACCGAAACACUACUACUACUACUACUAACUGACCACCGAUUUAUUUAA